Molecule: messenger RNA, 492 nt
Organism: Xyrichtys novacula (pearly razorfish)
Lineage: Eukaryota; Metazoa; Chordata; Actinopteri; Labriformes; Labridae
Source: the annotation of a GenBank genome assembly
AUGAUUUCAGAAGAGGUGGAGGGAGUUUUAACCCUUUGGGCCAGUCUCACAAAGUGCAGGUACUCUUACAGUCUUCAAGAUCUGUUCGGGUUAGCACGCUUUAAAGAUACAAAGAUACAAACUAAGCAAUUUGUUUUUUAUCAUGACAACCUUUCAGGAAACAAGAUGAUGGAGUUGCAGAGAUGAAGCUCAUCUUUGACCCUGACCUUCCUGAACAGUUUGCUAGCUUUUCUGAUGGUAGGUCAACCGCAUGCAAAGUCCAUUUAGGUUUUUUCACAAAUCCCAAUGAAACAGUGAUUUAAUCACAGUAUAAAGAAUAAAAAUACACCUGAUAUUAUGCAUAUAUAUUGGACAAAACCUCUCUCAGAUGCUUAUUUGUACUUAUGUUUUGCAGUAGAAUACGGCGAGAUGCCCCUUCCUCCUCCUCCUCCUCCUCCUGCUUCUCCAUCUGAAAAUCCUUAUGAACCUAACCUGGAGGAUGAAUAUUACUGA